GUGAAAGUAAAGUAAGAGUAGGUAGUUUUCUUGUAUUAACUGACAUAAGUUGUUCAAAUUGCACAGGUUGGUAGAAUAACUAUUCUAUACAAAAGUACUGUUCGACAUAGUCUCCAUACAAGCAAUACAGCUACACCAUUGUUAAAAAAUUCAGAUCUGCUCUGUUGUACCCACUCCUUUACACAUUCACUUCGUUACUGACAUCAAAUCAUUCUCAGUCUUUCAUUGGACUGAACACUUGCAGGACAACAGCACCAGGUUAUAUGUUGAAUGGUGUUCCACUGAUCAGCCCAAUUUAUCAAUUACCUGAUAUUUGCCAAAGACAUGUUUGAUCUUGCAUUGUGAGGUGAGUGUGGAUUGUUUUCAGAUUCUUGUUUGGUCUCUUCCUUCUAAUGGUUCUUCUAAGCUUUCUGAAAGUCUCAAGCCACUUUCCAGAAAAUUAAGGAGAUUGCUGUCCUUGUCAUCCCUCAAGCAGUGACCAAAACUUUCUGUCUGCACUGAUCACUGGCUCUGGAACUUCUUAGGCCUUAGAGAAAGGGUGUGACUAUUUCAUGGACUGAGCCUCCACUUCUGAAUCAAAAAGACCAUGUUUCAUUCCUUGUUAUGAGAUCAGGCAAAGAAAAAAAAAAGUCUUCAUUAGGUUUAAAUACUUCUAGCAAAUCAGAUCAAACUUCACCCUUCUUUCCUUCAAAUCAGGCACCUACUUUUUGAUCUCUUGUCUUUCACCAGCUUCUUUAAUGCAUUGUGACCACAGAGUUCAGUUGUGCCGAAAGCACACAGAUAAAAACUCAUCUGUGCAAAUCAAUUUGUUCACUCUCUGUGAUUUGUGCCAGUGGUUGCAGUCAAUGGUCUUCCACUGUGUAGUUUGUUUUCAAGGCUAGUUUCUUCUUCUUUAAGUGUCUUCAUCAGUCUGUGCACACUGCUCUUGUUAAUAAUAAUGUUAUUUCAGCAAACAGCCUCUACCCCUCUGUUAGAAGUCUGCAUUCCUCUUUCAUCAAGAAUUCAAUAAUGGAUGUUGCUUCUGCUUGGAACCCAUUACUCGCCUGCAAUGAAAAAUAUAAACAAGAGCCACCAUAGCAGAAGUUUUAUUCUACUAAGAUGUUCAAUUUGAAUUGGCCUGUGUCAGUUGAUGAAAAAACGUUACUCCAACUUUUGUAUUACUUUUGGCGAAGUUAGAAGCUGGUCCAUUCUUGACACCAUCAAUGAAUUAAGCUGUGGGUAGUCACCACCUCUCAUGGCAGUUGUUUUUGGCAGAUCUUCAAAUAUUAUCUGAUAUGAUGUUAAUUAGGAUAAGUUUAUUCAUUCAGAUUUCUUUAGAUCACAAUGGUGAUGAUGGUAAGAACACUUUUAUCUACCCAGGUACCUUUAUUUGAACUCUCUGCUAGUUUCUGUAAGAAAAUAGAAAAGGCAUAUAAACCAUCAGAACUUGUAGAUCAAAGAUGAUGCUGUGUUAAUAGCUGCUCACUGUAAAACCAGUUAUGUGGUGGAAUCUUGUUUGUGACCAAAGUUAUACUAUCACUCUAAUCAAUACCUUAACCAUGGUAGGAUUACUUUUUGGCAGUCUUCUCACUGGUCCACUCUCAGACUAUUUUGGCCGGAAAAAAAUUCUCUACGGCUCUUACUUCUUAUUAUUAAUAUUUCAAAUUGCUAGUGGAUUAACUGUGUCUUGGCAAGUUUACUGUGGAUGCAGAGUCCUCAUUGGUGCCUUCAUCACUUGUGUAAUGAUCAGCAAUUAUAUUUUACCUAUGGAAUUUAUUGUUCCAAAAUGGCGAACUGUUGUUGGUUGUGUUGGAUUCUGGGCAAUAGGAAUAUGUCUGACCUCUCUCUGGGCAUAUUUAAUUCGGGACUGGCGUAUUUUAACGAUUUCAUCUGCAUGUUUUGGUUUUCCAUUUCUAUUAACAUGGUGGUUUGUAGCCGAAAGCCCUCGUUGGCUUCUAACUAAAGGAAAACAUGAAGAAAUGAGAAAAAUCAUAACAGAUAUGGCACAAGUUAAUAAAAGACCUAUCCCAGACUUUGCUAAACUUGAAUUAUUUAUUCAGGAAGAUGGUAACAAUGAACAUGUCACGAAUACAAUGAAUGGGAAGAAAGGACAAACAACAUAUUCUUACUGGCAUCUUUUUAACAGUAUUCAAAAUUGUAAAUUCACUUUAAUUCUAAUGUUUGGAUGGUUUGUGUGCUGUAGUGUGUACUAUGGAUUACUCUUCAACACCAAAAGUCUUCAUGGAGAUCGAUACAUCAACCUUUUCCUAUCAGGGAUUGUUGAGCUGCCAGCUCUCUUAUUCGUCAUUCUUGUUAAUAACAAGUUUGGUCGUAAGAGGACAAUUUUUCUUUUAGUAUCAAGCACUGGUGUGUUAUCCACUUCGGUCCUGAUUUUCCACAUAUUUGAAACUGCUAGCAAUUACGAGACAGUAAUAACAGUUAUUAUCACAUUAGCUAAAUCUACAGGAACAGGUGCAUGGGCUGCUUUACAAGUUUUAACAGCUGAGAUGUUUCCUACAGUUGUCAGGUCUCUCGGCAUUGCUGCUUGCUCGACAAUGGCCCGUAUUGGUGCUAUUAUUGCCAUGUUGAUACUUACAUUGGACGAAUUAGGAAAAUUAAUACCAUUUAUCAUUUUUGGAAUUGAAUGUAUACUAUUUUCUGUUGUACUUCUGUUCCUGCCAGAAACAUCUGGAUUGCCAUUAAAAGACAUCUUAAAUAAAUAAAGCUCCAAAAUAUGCAUUUAAAA
Messenger RNA from Octopus sinensis (East Asian common octopus), 2725 nucleotides. Its product is annotated as organic cation transporter-like protein. The coding region runs from base 1479 to 2702 and encodes 407 amino acids. The transcript has 9 exons. The record is from RefSeq and is a predicted model, not a curated record. Gene Ontology annotation, cellular component: membrane. Gene Ontology annotation, biological process: transmembrane transport. Lineage: Eukaryota; Metazoa; Mollusca; Cephalopoda; Octopoda; Octopodidae. Gene Ontology annotation, molecular function: transmembrane transporter activity.